Dioscorea cayenensis subsp. rotundata (Guinea yam) is the source of this 2206-nucleotide messenger RNA. Its product is annotated as threonine--tRNA ligase, chloroplastic/mitochondrial 2. Gene Ontology annotation, biological process: threonyl-tRNA aminoacylation. The record is from RefSeq and is a predicted model, not a curated record. Gene Ontology annotation, cellular component: cytoplasm; mitochondrion; chloroplast stroma. NCBI's taxonomy places the organism in Eukaryota, Viridiplantae, Streptophyta, Magnoliopsida, Dioscoreales, Dioscoreaceae. Gene Ontology annotation, molecular function: ATP binding; threonine-tRNA ligase activity.
GGAACAAAUACCCGCCACGUUUGGACGAAGCCAUGGACUCCGUGCUGAGAAUGGCGGCCACUGUGCCCGUUCUCCUCCUUCUCCCCGGCGAUCGGACCCUCGCCGGACCCUCUCCGACCCUCUUCCUUCCCUUCCACUCGCCGGAGGAUCUCCGCUCUCCGUUCUGGUGUUCCGGCGUUGAAGCCUUGUGCGGUUUCAUCCCCUCCGUGCCGGCUCCUGAGGCCGUGGCUGAGGUCCAGAAGAGAGCCCCGGAGGAGGAGUCUGAGAAGGAGGAGGAGAAGAUCGUUCUACCCACUAAUGAAUCAUCCGAGAAGCUUCUCCGAAUUCGUCACUCGUGUGCUCAUGUGAUGGCCAUGGCUGUUCAGAAACUUUUCCCUGAUUCCAAGGUUACUAUUGGUCCUUGGAUAGAUAAUGGCUUCUAUUAUGACUUUGAUAUGGAACCUUUGACAGAUAGAGAUUUGAAGAGAAUAAAGAAGGAAAUGGAUCGCAUCAUCAACCGAAACCUACCUUUGAUUAGAGAAGAAGUUGCACGAGAUGAAGCUCAGAAGAGAAUAUUGGCUUUAAAUGAGCCAUACAAACUGGAGAUUCUGGAAAGUAUCAAGGAAGAGCCUAUCACCAUCUAUCAUAUUGGAAAUGAAUGGUGGGACCUCUGUGCUGGACCUCAUGUCGACUCUACCGGGCACAUAAACAAGAAAGCUGUUGAGCUUGAAUCUGUUGCAGGGGCCUACUGGCGAGGAGAUGAAAAUAGACCAAUGUUGCAGAGGAUAUAUGGCACUGCAUGGGAGACUGAGGAGCAAUUAAAGGCUUACAUUCACUUUAAAGAGGAGGCAAAGCGCCGGGAUCAUCGUCGCCUUGGGCAGGAUCUUGAUUUGUUCUCCAUACAGGAUGAUGCUGGUGGAGGACUUGUAUUCUGGCAUCCAAAAGGUGCCAUGGUAAGGCACCUGAUUGAAGAUUCAUGGAAGAAAGUUCAUCUUCAACAUGGAUAUGACCUUCUGUAUACCCCACAUGUGGCAAAAGCUGAUCUUUGGAAAAUUAGUGGCCAUUUGGAUUUCUACAAGGAGAAUAUGUAUGAUCAAAUGGAUGUUGAAGAUGAAUUCUACCAACUUCGGCCUAUGAAUUGCCCAUAUCACAUUCUUGUAUACAAAAGGAAACUGCAUUCAUAUAGGGAUUUUCCUAUCAGAGUGGCAGAGUUGGGAACUGUGUACAGAUAUGAACUCUCUGGUAGCUUGCAUGGACUAUUUCGUGUGAGAGGAUUUACUCAGGACGACGCUCACAUAUUCUGUCUGGAAAAUCAAAUCAAGGAUGAAAUACGGGGAGUUCUUGAUCUUACUGAAGAGAUACUGCUUCAGUUUGGUUUUAGAAAGUAUGAAGUCAACCUUUCAACCAGGCCAGAGAAAUCUGUAGGCAGUGAUGAUAUAUGGGAAAAAGCUACUGCUGCCCUGAGAGAUGCAUUGGAUGACAAAGGCUGGGAUUAUCAAAUUGACGAAGGUGGUGGUGCAUUCUAUGGUCCGAAGAUUGAUCUCAAAAUUGAAGAUGCUCUCGGAAGGAAGUGGCAGUGUUCAACUGUGCAGGUUGAUUUUAAUUUGCCCCAGAGGUUUGACAUUUCUUAUGUGGAUUCGAACUCUGAGAAGAAACGGCCUAUCAUGAUCCACAGAGCUGUUCUUGGUUCUUUGGAAAGAUUUUUUGGAGUCCUCAUAGAACACUACGCCGGUGAUUUCCCUCUGUGGAUUUCACCUAUCCAAGCUCGUGUUUUACCGGUCACUGAUACUGAGGUUCAAUACUGCAGUGAAGUGGUCUCAAGGCUUAAAUCGAACGGGAUUCGAGCUGAACUUUGCUACGGAGAGCGAUUACCGAAGCUCAUAAGGAAUGCAGAGAAGCAGAAAGUGCCGCUAAUGGCUGUCGUCGGUCCAAAAGAAGUCGAGAACAAAACUGUAACUCUUCGGUCCCGGUUUGGUGGUGAGCUAGGAACGAUGCCGUCGAAGAGUUUCAUUCGGAAAAUUCAAUCUGCCAUCGAGAACAGAACUCGAUUGUAGACAUACUGUAUAUUAAUCAUUCAAUAUCAGUCAUCAAAUUCAACUCCAAAGAUUACUUCAAUUGGCCUGUAAAUUUUACAUUUUAAUUUUUUUCUCUUGUUCACUUAUCUUCAAUGUAUUCAAAACUGAGAGAUCAUUGUUCAAUUAUAAUAUAAAGCUCUGUUUGAUCCAAA